AUGCACAUGAUCAAUCAGAUGAGUAGUGAUGCAAAAAAACAAAAUCAUAUCAGAGUGCCUUACAGCUCACAUGAUUGUUUCUUCCCUUAUCCUCCAUUUGAAUCUGAUGAUUUUUCUAUAUCUUCAUUUGCAUUUCCAUCCGUCAUAAACCAUGAAUCCGAAUAUCCAGAUUGGUAUAAGCCUAAGAUCGACAUUUCAGUGAUUACCAACGAUCGACCGAAUUCUUUAACAAGAUUAAUGGAUUCAUUAAGUCAAGCUGAUUAUUAUGGAGACGAAGUCAACUUGAUCUUAAAUUUAGAACAAACAUCUGAUUUACAAACUCGAAAGCUUUGUACAAAUUAUCAAUGGAAUCAAGGAUCGAAGAUCAUUAGACAAAGGAUUAUCCAUGCAGGACUUUUACCUGCUGUGAUCGAAUCUUGGUAUCCUUCUUCGUUACAUGAUUCGUAUGGAGUUUUACUUGAAGAUGAUGUAGAGGUUUCAACUCAAUUUUAUGGUUAUGAUCCUAUCACAUCACCUUAUCUUUCACCUAUUCCAUGUUCUUGGGGUGCUUUAUUCUUUCCAGAAUCAUGGAUUGGAUUUCAAGAAUUCUUAUCAUUAAGAUUAUCAGAUUCAUUAAAACCGAAAUUAGAUUUAGAAGGAUCAGCAAUCUUAUCACCGAUCAGAUCUACAAGAUGGCCUAAGAGUUGGAAAAAAUAUUUAAUUGAAUGGGUUUAUUUGAAAGGUAAAGUGAUGUUAUAUCCGAAUUUUUGGAAUUUCAAACGAUUCGAAAGUGAAAGUUUAAGUACCAAUCAUUUAGAAAAAGGAACUCAUAUACAUGAAUCGGUAGAAGAAUUGAUCAAAAAAACCUUUGAAGUGAAUUUAAUGAUGAUCAACACUUCGAAUUCAUUGCUAAGUUCCAUUGGAUUAGGUCAUCGUCAUUUACCUAAAUUGAUCAAUUUGAUGUGUGUUGAUCUUUGGGGUGAGAUUUGUAGUCUUGAUGAACUUCUUCAAAGAGCUUGGAUUGGGGCUAGAGCUUUAGGGUUUUGUGAUGAAGAUUAUGAAGGGAAUGAACGAUUGAUUGGAUUGAAUGAAUUGGUUUGUUGA
This is a messenger RNA of Melampsora larici-populina 98AG31, 1083 nucleotides long. RefSeq lists its product as uncharacterized. The record is from RefSeq and is a predicted model, not a curated record. Lineage: Eukaryota; Fungi; Basidiomycota; Pucciniomycetes; Pucciniales; Melampsoraceae. Bases 1 to 1083 code for a protein of 360 amino acids. The transcript has 2 exons.